GAUUGGCUAACACCGAAGCAGCCGCGGUAACUGGCUGGAGGCACAGGCGUUAGCAAGCUGAUUGGCUGCAGGUGAUAGGUCGUUGUCAGGGUGCGGGGUGGAGCCUGUGACAAGUGCUGGCGGGAGCUGAUCAGCGCGGGAAGUGCGGCAGCUGUGUGUCACCGGCAGAAUCAUGGUGCUGCAGAACAGCGGGAAGCUCAACCGCGAUACCCGGGGGAACGGCGAGAACCCGCAAGAUGAUGCUUCAUCAAAUUCGGCUGCGAAGAGACUGGAACGCAGUCAGUGGACAGAUAAGAUUGAUGCUCAAUAUGGGUUUGAGAGGAUUCGGGAGCCUGGGGAGAGAACAGGCUGGCUACUCAACAUGCAUCCGACUGAAAUUCUUGAUGAGGACAAACGUCUAGUGAGUGUUGUGGAUUAUUACUUCAUACAAGAAGAUGGGAGCAGGUUCAAGGUUGGCUUACCAUACAAGCCUUAUUUCUAUGUGGCCACAAAAAAGGGGUGCGAGAGGGAAGUCUCCUCUUUUCUUUCAAAGAAGUUCCAGGGAAAGCAUGCAAAAGUGGAAACCAUAGCCAAGGAAGAUCUGGAUUUGCCAAACCAUCUGGUGGGCCUGAAAAGGAGCUAUAUCAAAUUGUCCUUCCAUUCUGUGGAUGAUCUGAUAAAAGUGAGAAAGGACAUCUUUCCAGCUGUACGGAAGAGCAAGGAGCGUGACCAAGCCAGUGACACGUACACAGCCAUGCUCUCUAGUGCGUUGACUGGAAACAGCUUGGCCCCUGAGGAAGAAGGUCCAUCUAAGAAGAUCUCUGAUCAAAUGGAGAACAUAAUUGAUAUGCGGGAAUAUGAUGUCCCCUAUCAUGUGCGCCUUUCUAUAGAUCUUAAAAUACAUGUGGCUCACUGGUACAAUAUUCGAUAUCGUGGAAGCAGUUCACCUCCAGAGAUAACAAGACGGGAUGACCUUGUGGAAAGGCCAGAUCCAGUGGUCAUGGCAUAUGACAUUGAAACCACAAAGCUGCCUUUGAAGUUUCCAGAUGCUGAAAGUGACCAGAUUAUGAUGAUCUCCUAUAUGAUUGAUGGUCAGGGUUACCUAAUCACAAACCGGGAGAUUGUGUCUGAAGAUAUUGAAGACUUUGAGUUCACUCCAAAACCAGAAUAUGAGGGACCGUUUUGUAUCUUCAAUGAGCCAGAUGAGGCACAUCUGAUUCAGCGUUGGUUUGAACACAUUCUGGAAACAAAGCCAAGUAUAAUUGUUACAUACAAUGGGGACUUCUUUGAUUGGCCUUUUGUGGAAACACGUGCUACAGUUCAUGGGAUGAGCAUGCUUCAAGAGAUUGGCUUCCAAAAAGAUAACCAAGGAGAGUACAAAUGCUCCUCGUGUAUUCAUAUGGAUUGUCUCAGGUGGGUAAAGAGAGACAGUUACCUUCCUGUUGGAAGCCAUAAUCUUAAGGCAGCUGCAAAGGCAAAGUUGGGAUAUGACCCUGUAGAGCUGGAUCCAGAGGAGAUGUGUCGUAUGGCUACUGAGGAGCCGCAGGUCCUGGCUACAUACUCUGUGUCUGAUGCUGUUGCUACUUAUUACAUGUACAUGAAGUAUGUUCACCCAUUUAUAUUUGCUCUCUGCACCAUCAUCCCUAUGGAGCCUGAUGAGGUACUUCGUAAGGGCUCUGGUACCCUGUGUGAGGCAUUGCUGAUGGUCCAAGCUUAUCAUGCAAAUAUAAUCUUCCCUAAUAAACAAGAGGCAGUUUUCAAUAAGAUGACUAAUGAUGGACAUGUGCUGGACUCUGAGACUUAUGUUGGUGGCCAUGUGGAGGCUUUGGAGUCUGGAGUGUUCCGUAGUGAUAUCCCCUGCCGUUUUAAAAUGAACCCUGCUGCAUUUGACUUCCUACUCCAGCGUGUGGAGAUGACACUGCGCCAUGCUAUAGAAGAGGAAGAAAAAAUUCCACUAGAGCAUGUAACCAAUUUCCAGGAGGUGUGUGGCGAGAUUAAAGAUAAAUUGAACUCUCUGAAGGAGGUGCCAAAUAGGAUUGAAUGUCCCCUCAUUUACCAUCUGGAUGUGGGAGCUAUGUAUCCCAAUAUCAUCCUCACUAACCGUCUGCAGCCUUCUGCCAUGGUUGAUGAAGUCACCUGUGCCGCCUGUGACUUUAACAAGCCAGGAGCCACUUGUCAGCGCAAGAUGACAUGGCAGUGGAGAGGGGAGUUCAUGCCAGCCAGCCGCAGUGAGUAUCAUCGGAUACAGCAGCAGCUAGAAUCUGAGAAGUUUCCUCCUCUCUUUCCUGGGCAACCCCCAAGAGCAUUUCACAAGUUGACGAGAGAGGAGCAAGCCAAGUAUGAGAAGAAAAGGCUGGCAGAUUACUGCAGAAAAGCUUACAAGAAGAUACAUGUAACUAGGCUGGAGGAUCGCAUCACCACCAUAUGCCAGCGCGAGAACUCUUUCUAUGUAGAUACUGUGCGUGCUUUCAGAGACCGUAGAUAUGAGUUCAAAGGGCUACACAAGGUGUGGAAGAAAAAGUUGUCUGCCGCAUGUGAGAGUGGUGAUGCCGCAGAGAUAAAGAGGUGUAAGAACAUGGAAAUUUUGUAUGAAUCUCUGCAACUGGCUCACAAGUGUAUUCUAAACUCCUUCUAUGGCUAUGUAAUGCGCAAGGGAGCUCGUUGGUAUUCGAUGGAGAUGGCUGGCAUUGUGUGCUAUACGGGAGCCAAUAUUAUCACCCAGGCCAGAGAGCUCAUUGAGCAGAUAGGGAGGCCACUGGAGCUAGACACAGAUGGGAUAUGGUGUGUUCUUCCAAACAGCUUCCCUGAGAACUUUGUUAUUAAAUCCACCAACGCCAAAAAGCCAAAAGUGACCAUAUCCUACCCUGGAGCUAUGCUCAAUAUCUUGGUGAAGGAAGGAUUUACAAACCACCAGUACCAGGAACUAAGUGACCCAUCUACACUAACUUAUAUUACUCGCUCGGAAAACAGCAUCUUCUUUGAAGUUGAUGGGCCAUAUUUAGCCAUGAUCCUUCCAGCAUCUAAAGAAGAGGGAAAAAAGCUGAAGAAAAGGUAUGCAGUGUUUAAUGAGGAUGGCUCCCUUGCUGAGCUCAAGGGAUUUGAGGUGAAACGGCGUGGAGAGCUUCAACUGAUCAAGAUCUUCCAGUCCUCUGUGUUUGAGGCGUUCCUGAAAGGCAGUACCCUGGAAGAGGUCUAUGCAUCUGUGGCUAAAGUGGCAGAUUACUGGCUGGAUGUACUUUUCAGCAAGGCUGCUAACAUGCCAGACACUGAGCUGUUUGAGCUGAUUUCCGAGAAUCGUUCUAUGUCUAGACGCUUGGAGGACUAUGGAGAACAAAAAUCCACAUCCAUCAGUACUGCUAAACGCCUUGCUGAGUUUCUUGGUGAUCAGAUGGUUAAGGAUGCUGGCCUUAGUUGUCGUUAUGUUAUAUCUCGAAAACCUGAGGGUUCCCCAGUAACAGAAAGAGCCAUUCCCAUGGCAAUCUUUCAGGCAGAAGUGGGAGUAAAGAGACAUUACCUGCGCAAGUGGCUGAAAAAUCCAUCCCUGCAAGAUUUAGAUAUCCGCUCGAUUCUAGACUGGGAUUAUUACAUUGAGCGUCUGGGCAGCGCUAUUCAGAAGAUCAUUACAAUUCCAGCAGCAUUACAGCAGGUGAAGAACCCUGUACCCCGUGUCAGACACCCAGAUUGGUUACAUAAGAAGUUGCUGGAGAAAAAUGAUGUCUACAAGCAGAAAAGGAUCAAUGAAUUGUUCACAAGUGAGGGCAAAAAACAGGUGAGCGCUCAGCUGCAGCAUGCGGACUCUUCACAGACUGCAGAUAUUGAGGAUUUUGGUAUGGGAAAACGUCUGCAGCCUACUAUCCCAAUAAGCACCAAGAGGAAACGUGUGCAAACAGCUGAAGAGAGCCAAGUUGACUCACAGGAUGUGGCACUUACGCAGUCUUGGAGGGAGGUUCUCGGUCCACCACCUCCUCUAGGUUCCACAAAUGAAGAGCGACUUCUCUGGUUGCGUUAUCACAAGAAAAAGUGGGAGCUUCAGGCACGUCAGCGCAAAGAGCGACAAAAGAGACGGCGAUUAGAAGAUGGAGAUGCAGCCCCUGGAGUAGGAGGUGUAGUCCGUGAAACCCAAGCAGCUGGGUUAGGCAGUUUCCUGCGUCGAACGGCUCGCAGCAUCCUUGACAUGCCCUGGCAGAUUGUGCAGAUUGGAGAAAGCAACCAGCCAGGUGUCUUUCGCUUGUGGGCUGUGAUUGGCAGUGACUUGCACUGUAUUAAGCUCACUAUAAAUCGCAUUUUCUUUGUCAAUCAGCGUGUUCCCAAAACAGAGGAGGGUGCAGUGUAUAGAAAGGUGAAUAGAAUUCUACCUCGUUCGAAUCCAGUAUACAAUCUAUAUGAGUAUUGUGUUCCAGAGGAUAUGUACCAGGAGCACAUCAAUGAGAUCAAUGCAGAUCUGUCUGCACCUGACAUCGAGGGAGUGUAUGAGACUCAGGUUCCCCUGCUUCUGCGGUCAGUGAUCCAGCUUGGCUGUGUAUGCAUGGUGAACAAGCAGGUGGUUCGGCAACUUUCAGGAAGGGAAGCUGACACUUUUGACCUGGACCACUUGGAGAUGAAGUCGUUGGCUCAGUACAGCUACCUGGAGCCAGGAAGUAUCAAGCACAUUUACUUAUACCACAAUUCUCAGGGAAACAAAGCCCUGUUUGGUUUGUUUAUACCAUCUCAAAGAAAGUCAGCUGUGUUUGUGGUGGAUACGGUGCGAAGUAACCAGAUGCCAAACCUAAGCAGUAUGUAUACAAGUGAGCACACUGCAAUGCAGGAAAAGGUUGAUCCUGAGCUUUUGCCUCCAGAGAAACACGUCUUUGAAGUUCGAGCAGAGACGGAUUUAAAAACAGUCUACCGGGCAAUCCAAAGGUUACUCGUGAGUUACAAGGAUGAGAGACGUGGUCCAACCCUAAUUGCUGUGCAGUCUAACUGGCCCUCCAGGAGGUUAGCAAGUGGGAUGCCUGUUCUAGAGGAAUUUCCUCUUGUUCCUGUGCGGGUAACAGAUGACAUCAGUUAUAAUGUCCUGGACUGGCAGCGCCAUGGUGCGAGGCGCAUGAUUCGUCAUUACCUUAACUUGGACAGCUGUCUUUCUCAGGCAUUUGAUAUGGCCAGGUAUUAUCACCUCCCUGUGGGCAACCUGCCAGAUGAUGUAUCCACAUUUGGGUCAGAUCUGUUUUUCUCAAGGCAUCUUAGACGACACAAUCAUCUCCUUUGGCUCUCUCCAAGCUCCCGGCCUGACCUCGGAGGCAAAGAGGCUGAUGACAACAGAUUAGUUAUGGAGUUUGAUGAGAGGGCAUCAGUGGAAAUCAACAACCCUGGCUGUUACAAUACUGUGUGCGUGGAGCUUGAUAUUCAGAGCCUGGCUGUUAACAGCAUCCUGCAAUCCCAUCAUAUUAAUGACUUGGAAGGAGCUGGCAGUAUGGGCAUCAGUUUUGAUGUGUUACAGCAAGCUUCCCUUGAGGAUAUGGUUACUGGGAACCAGGCCAGUGCUGUGGCCAGUUACGAUGAGACUGCCCUUUGUUCCAACACCUUCAGGAUUUUGAAGAGCAUGGUUGUAGGCUGGGUGAAGGAAAUUACACAGUACCACAAUGUGUAUGCGGACAACCAGGUUAUGCACUUCUAUCGGUGGCUCCGAACCCCAUCCUCUCUGCUGUAUGACCCUGCCCUUCACAGGACUCUCCACAACAUGAUGAAGAAAUUGUUCUUGCAAUUGGUAGCAGAAUUUAAGCGUCUGGGCUCCUCGGUAGUGUAUGCUAACUUCAACCGCAUUAUCCUCUGCACCAAGAAGCGCCGGGUAGAAGAUGCAAUUGCUUAUGUGGAAUAUAUUACCCAAAGUAUUCACUCUAAAGAGAUCUUUCACUCGCUUACCAUCUCCUUUUCUCGCUGUUGGGAGUUUCUGCUGUGGAUGGACCCUGCAAACUAUGGAGGGAUUAAGGGAAAGCUUCCUGCUAGUGUGCACUAUGGAGAGAGUGAUAAGAAGAAAUCAGAGAAUGAGGAGGAGGAAGGCAGUGACGAGGAUGAAGAAGAAACAGAUGCUCCAUCAGACAGUGAACAGCCAGAGGACCAAGUGGAAGACUGUCUUGAGAACAGCUGGAAUAUAGUACAAUAUCUUCCCCAGGCAGCCUCAUGUCAGAGCUAUUUCCUGAUGAUUGUUUCUGCGUACAUUGUGGCUGUAUAUCAUAGUAUGCGGGAGGAGAUGAGACGAAAUGCUCCUGGAAACACCCCAAUCAAACGUCGACAGAACAGUCAGCUGUCCCAAGAGACAUUGGGUGAAACUGGGGCCUUGCCUGGUCUUAUCACCUUUUCUCAGGAUUAUGUAGCAAAUGAGUUAACACAAAAUUUCUUCACAAUCACACAAAAAAUACAGAAGAAAGUGACCGGAACACGCCAUGUUACUGAGCCCUCUGAGAUGUUCCCCAUCUUACCUGGAUCCCAUCUGCUGCUUAACAACCCAGCCUUAGAGUUCAUCAAAUAUGUCUGUGAGGUUCUGUCUCUGGAUUCAAAUAUAACUAACCAGGUGAAUAAGCUAAAGAGAGAUCUCUUGCGGCUGAUUGAUGUGGGGGAGUUCUCGGAGGAGGCACAGUUUCGGGAUCCUUGCCGCUCCUAUAUCCUCCCUGAGAUCAUUUGCAGAAACUGUAACUUCUGCCGAGACCUGGACUUGUGCAAGGAUCCCUCACUCAGCCAGGAUGGGUCUGUGCUGCCACAGUGGGUGUGCUCAAACUGCCAGGCAGAGUAUGACUCUGACAACAUUGAGAUGUCGCUGGUUGAAGCUCUGCAGAAGAAGAUGAUGGCUUUUAUGCUGCAGGAUUUGGUGUGUUUAAAGUGUAAGGGUGUAAAAGAAGCAAAUAUGCCAGUGUAUUGCAGCUGCGCAGGGGACUUCAGCCUGACUAUUUCAGUGAAGGCUCUCAUGGAACAGGUGGAUGCAUUCCGGAAUAUCGCUCAGCAUUACCAAAUGUCCCAUCUGUUGGAAACCAUCAACUGGCUUGUUCAGCAAAAUUCUCACCUGACCUUGUGAUAGCUGCAGUGUUUUCCCCCACUCUGUAUUAGAGCUGGACCUCGUCAUUAUCUGACCCCCUUCUUUAUAUUUGUUAUGUGUAAAUUGUAACUUAAUAAAUGUUUUGUACAAAAAAAA
Molecule: messenger RNA, 7141 nt
Organism: Pseudophryne corroboree (corroboree frog)
Lineage: Eukaryota; Metazoa; Chordata; Amphibia; Anura; Myobatrachidae
Gene: POLE
Product: DNA polymerase epsilon, catalytic subunit
Exons: 49
Coding region: 173-7024 (2283 amino acids)
Biological process (GO): mitotic cell cycle; base-excision repair, gap-filling; nucleotide-excision repair, DNA gap filling
Cellular component (GO): nucleus; epsilon DNA polymerase complex
Molecular function (GO): single-stranded DNA 3'-5' DNA exonuclease activity; DNA-directed DNA polymerase activity; zinc ion binding
Source: RefSeq, a predicted model, not a curated record